AUGCUUGACUUCUUUAUUACACUUACUCAUCCAGGACAUAUUCUAGGUGAACCUAUUCAAGGGUUUGUCACUGUCACCACAAACUCUCCUACUUUUAUUAAAGGAAUAACUGUAUUUGUUGAAGGAAUAUUCCACACACAUUAUACUGAAACAAUAACAACCACUGAAACAGAUAAAAAUGGACGUCAAUUUCAAACUACUCGUGAAGUUGAAACACCGAUAACUACAGUCAUUUAUUCUUCACCAAAGUAUCCAGUUCUUGAAGAACUCCAUAACCACAAUAUUGCUUUGACUACUGAAUUAGCACCUGGAAGUUAUAGUUAUCCAUUUGUUAUGCAAUUACCAAAAGGAAUCCCAUCGUCAUGCUUUUUUAAUGAUCGUGAUGUUAAUGUACAGUAUAUGAUUCGUUGUGAAUUAAUAAAGAAAAAUGGUUCAAAAACUAGAUCUAAUGGAUUUGUGAUUCCAUUGUGUGUCAAUCCAGAUUACCAUUUACCUCGACCACGUGUAUUUUGUGAUAAUAGUAGUGGUGCAAAUAUUCAAUUAACAUUAAGUGAUGACACUCCAUCUGUUGGUGAUAUAGUUCAAAUGACAUUACAAUGUACUAACCUAUUACGUGACCAAUUAGAACUAAAAGCAAGUUUUGUUGCUACUCACAACUAUAAAAAUACGAAUGUUAAUUUCCGUUCUUCAGAAUUUGUAUUUCAACCAAUUUUAAUGCAUUCAACAUCAACUUUAGUUGGUUCAUUAACUAUUCCAUUAAACCUUCCAACUACUACACAUUCUGGAGAAUUUUCUAUUAACACUUAUAUCAACAUUCAUGGCAAAGCUGGUAGAAAAACUAUUAACAUUUUAUUCCCUAUUGAAAUUGGAUAUGAUAUUAAAGGGCCACAACUUAUGACAGAACGUUCUCGUUUAUUUGGUGGAAGAAGAGACUUCACCAAAACAACAGGAUUUUAUGGACCUCAUUUUAGAAUGCCACCAUCAUAUCAAACAGUAGUUAAUAGAGCACUUGCACCUGGUAUUGAACAAAUAUUAACUGUUGAUCAACAACCAUAUUAUGUUUCUCAUUUUACAAGACAAACAAGUCUUACUCCAGAUAUGAAUAAUCCCUGUGCACUUCCAUACCCAAUUUAUAAUGCUGCUAUGUUACCUCCAGGAUGGUCAAUUGGACAAGAUUAUGGAGAAUGGUAUUUCAUUGACCAUAAUACCCAAACUACAUCAUGGAUUGAUCCACGUCCAUUAGAACAAAGAAUUAUUCCACAUAUUGCUCAAGGGAAAGAAGCGAGAUUUGAAGUUGAGAUUGUUAAAGCUAUUGGACUUCCAGUAUUAGGAUGGGGAUGUCCAGAUCCAUAUGCAUGUGUUUGGGAUAAUAAUGAAAAAUGGAUUAAAACCAAUACACAAAGUAAUUCAUUAGAUCCUGUAUUUACAAAGAACAACAAAAUUAGUAUUAUUGUUAGUAAGGAAAGAACAAAUGUUGUUGUAUAUUUAUAUGACUAUCAUAGAAUUGGAUGGGAUGUAUUUAUGGGAGCUGUUAAUUUUGAUUUACAAUAUUUCCCACCAGAUGUUAUUAUUCAAGAUUGGUAUCAAUUAAGUAAUUUUGGAAAUAAAAGUACAGCAGUAACUGGAAAAGUGUUAUUAAAAGUUUGUUAUAAAGUUGGACAAUCAAAUGAAAUACCAACUGUAAUAAUUAAUGGACAUUCUCCAUUAUAUCGUGAUUAUUAUCCUGAUACUUGUGUAGUUAGAGAUCAAAUUAAAAAACAAAAUGAAUUAAGAAAAAAGAAGAAGAUGAGGGAAAAUCCAAUGAUGGAUUAUGAAGGUCAUAUCAUUUGUAUGACGCCAUUCCUUUAA
Molecule: messenger RNA, 1848 nt
Organism: Entamoeba dispar SAW760
Lineage: Eukaryota; Evosea; Mastigamoebida; Endamoebidae
Exons: 1
Coding region: 1-1848 (615 amino acids)
Biological process (GO): protein transport
Cellular component (GO): cytoplasm
Molecular function (GO): protein binding
Source: RefSeq, a predicted model, not a curated record